Messenger RNA from Musa acuminata AAA Group (dessert banana), 3080 nucleotides. Its product is annotated as serine/threonine-protein kinase D6PKL1-like. Gene Ontology annotation, biological process: protein phosphorylation. The record is from RefSeq and is a predicted model, not a curated record. The transcript has 3 exons. Gene Ontology annotation, cellular component: plasma membrane; nucleus; cytoplasm. Gene Ontology annotation, molecular function: ATP binding; protein serine/threonine kinase activity. Lineage: Eukaryota; Viridiplantae; Streptophyta; Magnoliopsida; Zingiberales; Musaceae. The coding region runs from base 435 to 2951 and encodes 838 amino acids.
ACGGCCAUUUCACUCCUGCCGUGCCGCUUUCUCCUACCUCCUCUUCUCUCGCUCUCUCCAAAACCCUAACCCGGAGAUAGAUCCUUUGAUCCGCCAUCUCCCAUUGCAAUCCCUGGCUCCGAUUGGUGGUUCUUGAAUGAGACCCUAGGAUUCGCUCAUCGAUCCGGACCGGUGUCGGCAUUGGUGGUGGAUUGGCUUGCGUCCAGUGUAAAACUACUGCAGGAUCAUGAUUUGUAAUGAUUUGGGGAAGUCAUGCUGGUCCUUUAAAUAUAAUAAUAUAUACAGUGAUAUCAUCUAUAAAGAUGAGCUUGAUGCUUCAUGUUCCUGCUCCACUACCAUUUGAUGGUUCUCCGAUAGAUGUGCUUGUCCCUUGAUAUUUGAUUUUUCCGUUGAGGUGCAUUUCUUGCAAGGACUGGUUGAACCAUCACCUAGAGAUGGGCUUACAUGGUGGUACUUCUGAAAUUGUUGAAUCAAAUGAAGAGCCAAAUACGGCCAGUUGUUAUGGUGGAUCUAAAACACUUUGUAUUAAGCUCAAACCAAAUGUACGAGAUGGUAAGUGCCAGGAUGCGGAAGAUGACCUUGAUCAGCUUUUGAGGGCGAUAGAUAUCAGGACCUCAUCCAGGGUUCUUGGUCCUUCCAGUCAACCAAGGGUUGACUUGUUGUGGAAAAAUGCUCUCAAGAAGCCAGUUAAAGUUGGAGCAUCUAGGCCAUCAGGAAUAGGAAUAUCGGAAUCUGUCACCUUAAAACAGGCUUUAAGAAGGCUGUGCAUUUCCCAGGCAUCAGAGAUGGCUGCCAUGAAGAGGUUAUCAAAACCAGGUGGCUCAUCCGUGGCUUCUGAGGCUGGAACAAUUAAGAGGCUUUAUGCAUCGGUGGUGGUUCAAUCAAGUGACUCUGGUCUUCCUCUUGAUGGAGAAAAAAGAAAUUUAGUCAAAAUUUCCGUUGUGCCUGAAAAGGUGUCAGCAGAUUCAUCAAAAAAGGCAACUGUAUAUGGUCAAUUGCAAAAUUCAGAGUCAUAUGAGAGUGCUGUUUCAUCUCCUCUAUCUUCAGUUCCUAAUACAACCAAGGUAACUAAGAUCAGAAUCCAAGAUGUAAUUAAGCCUACCUCUGAAGAAUCCGAUGAAAGUCAAUCAGCUGAAAUAGGGAUAGAAAAGAAGGGGAAAUCAGUUUCCAAAACAUCCAUAUCUAGCUCCCAGACAGUUGUUGCAUCAAGAAAGCCCAUUGUGAUUCCACUUUUAAUUAAGCCAACGCAUUGGAACAAGACCACUAAAAGGAAAGGGAAGCCUGAGCCAACUUCAGCACCCAGUGGUUCCACCAAAUGUGGUGAACCUUACAAAAGUGGUCCUGCUCUGUCUACAACCAAAUCACAUUGUUUUAAGGGAAGUGUCUCCCCUUCACAUGCUACUCUGCCAACAAAAAAAUCAUGUUGUCCUAAGGAACCUGUCACUCCUGCAUCCAGCACUAGGAAUCCUGUUGCAGAAAUUGGUACAGAAAAUGUUGAUAGUGAUGCAAGCAAAAUAUUUUCCAGCCCGAAUAUCUAUGUCAGUGGUAUAGCUGUUGAUACAAAAGCAAGUGAAUUCUCUAGAGCAAGAGAAAAAGGGGAGUGCUCCAAUAGUUCUAAAAGCAGCAUUGGGGAUUACAGUAGCAGCACUAGCAUCAGUGAAGAGAGCCAACAUAGUAAUGCUAGUAUUAAAGGCUGUAGGCCUCACAUGUCAAGGGAUGUGAGAUGGAUGGCCAUCCAUAACAUCUUAAUUCAACAAAGAAGUUUGGGUUUAAAGAAUUUUAAGCUCCUCAAACGGCUUGGUUGUGGAGAUAUUGGAACUGUUUAUCUUGCAGAGCUGGUUGGUUCUGAAUGCUUAUUUGCAUUAAAGGUCAUGGAUAUCGAAUUUCUGAUUAGCAGGAAGAAGAUUCUGAGAGCACAAACGGAAAGAGAGAUUUUGCAAAUGUUGGAUCAUCCAUUCCUUCCCACCCUGUAUGCUCAUUUUACAACGGAUAGCCUCUCAUGUUUAGUUAUGGAGUACUGUCCAGGUGGUGACCUUCAUGUCGUUAGACAGAAGCAACCUGGAAGGAGUUUCUCUGAGUCAGCUGCUAGGUUUUAUGUUGCGGAAGUCCUCCUUGCUUUGGAAUACCUACACAUGUUGGGCGUGAUAUACCGUGAUCUUAAACCUGAAAACAUCCUGGUUCGAGAAGAUGGUCAUAUCAUGCUCUCAGAUUUUGACUUGUCCCUCAGGUGUUCAGUAAGCCCGACCCUUCUCAGAUCGUCAUCAUUAGACACGCAAGAGUCUGCAAAGAAGCUCUCAGGGCCUUGUGCUGAAAAUAGCUGCAUUGACCCUCUUUGUCUUCGGCCAUCUUGUGUUCAAGUUUCUUGUUUCACUCCCCGUUUGGUAUCUUCUACAGUAGAGAAGACACAGAAGCUGAAGUCCGAAGCGAGCGGGCAAGUAAGACCACUUCCCCAACUUGUGGUGGAGCCCACUGAUGCGCGCUCCAAUUCCUUUGUUGGGACCCAUGAAUACCUAGCUCCUGAGAUCAUCAGAGGAGAUGGACAUGGAAGCGCUGUGGAUUGGUGGACCUUUGGGAUCUUAUUAUAUGAGUUGCUUUUUGGUAGAACACCCUUCAAAGGACCUGGAAAUGAGGAAACAUUGGCCAAGGUGGUUUCUCAGAGCUUGAAGUUCCCAGAGAACCCAUCUGUUAGCUUUCACGCAAGAGACUUGAUUAGAAGUCUGCUGGUAAAAGAGCCAGAAGGUAGGUUGGGAUCAGUCACAGGAGCUGCUGAGAUUAAGCAGCACCCAUUCUUUGACGGGUUAAAUUGGGCCCUAAUACGUUCUGCGGCACCACCGGAGACACCACGAAGCUGUGAAUUCGGGAUGCCCAUGGUAUUUCGCAAGAAAAAAGAAGGUAAGUGUCUUGAUUUUAGGGCUCACGGCGGAGAGGAUGUGGAAUUUGAGCUCUUUUAGUAAAAAUUCUCCACUCUAAAUGGAAGGAUGUAGUCGGUUUGGUUGCCUCCGUUGCCGAUCUUCAGUUCCUUCCUGUUGUUGUGACACUAUCUAUGAUGUACAUGCAAGUUCAAAUUCUUAUUCCUUGUU